AUUGGCUGGCGCCGGGCCGCCCUCCCCCGCGCGCCACCCCUGGUUUCCCUCCCCGGGCCGCAAGAGAAACAGUGCCCUCUCCCUUCUUGACCCCUGGCCCUUCCCUCCCUCCUCCCCUCCUGCCGCCGUAGCUUCUGGCGCUGCCGCUCCCGAAGGAGCUCCCGCCACGGUGAUGGGGUCUCGGGCCUCCACGUUACUGCGGGACGAAGAGCUCGAGGAGAUCAAGAAGGAGACUGGCUUUUCCCACAGUCAGAUCACGCGCCUGUACAGCCGGUUCACCAGCCUGGACAAAGGGGAGAAUGGGACUCUCAGCCGGGAAGAUUUCCAGAGGAUUCCAGAACUUGCCAUCAACCCCCUGGGGGACCGGAUCAUCAAUGCCUUCUUUUCAGAGGGAGAGGACCAGGUAAACUUCCGAGGAUUCAUGAGAACUUUGGCUCAUUUCCGACCCAUUGAGGAUAACGAAAAGAGCAAAGAUGUGAAUGGACCUGAACCACUCAACAGCCGAAGCAACAAACUGCACUUUGCUUUCAGACUCUAUGAUUUGGAUAAAGAUGACAAGAUCUCCCGCGAUGAGCUGUUACAGGUACUACGAAUGAUGGUUGGAGUGAAUAUCUCGGAUGAGCAGCUGGGCAGCAUCGCAGACAGGACCAUCCAGGAGGCCGAUCAGGACGGGGACAGUGCCAUAUCCUUUACAGAAUUUGUUAAGGUUUUGGAGAAGGUGGAUGUAGAACAGAAAAUGAGCAUCCGGUUUCUUCACUAAAGGACAGGGACCAAAUUAUUCUUGCUUUCUAGUAUUUAAGAACUGGAACUUCCUUCUGUCCUCCAGCCCCACCCUGUCCCAUCAUCCCCCUUUCCCAGAAUACUACUGCUCUUGCAUGACAACCUGAAGUCUUUCUUGUCCACACAGACUUGCCUUUGGUGUAUAAACAGGGCGUUACAGAAUGGUACCCUCAGUCUUUUUCUGUUCAGUAUGCACCCACCAGGUCUCUAUUUGUAAGUGACAUCUUCCCCUGUUUUGCUGCUGAAUACCAUGCAUCCAUCCUGUCUGCGGAAAUGAGAUAGGGACUCGUGUCAAGAACCAGCCAGCAAAGCUCCCACUGGAUGGAGACUGCAUCCACGCUGCCUUCCCUUCAUCGAGCCUCUGUCAUGGUCCUGUGUCCUUGUGUCCUUUACUUCCUACCUCCCUGUCGCCCAGCCUUCUGUCCAUUUGGUCUUUAAGCCUCCCUCUUUUUCAUUGAGAUUCCCUGUGUCUCCUUGACUCCGGGCUCUGCUGUCAAGCCUGUCUCUGAUGUGACAGACUGGUGAGUGGUCUGGUGGUUUGUGUCUACCUUCUCCUGGCUGUGUCUCUGGGACAUUGCCUAUCCAGGAGCCUUUCAGCAACCAGUACAACUCUUGGAAGCACGUGACUCUCUUGGU
This is a messenger RNA of Peromyscus maniculatus bairdii (prairie deer mouse), 1416 nucleotides long. It is a transcript of the gene Chp1, whose product is annotated as calcineurin like EF-hand protein 1. The record is from RefSeq and is a predicted model, not a curated record. NCBI's taxonomy places the organism in Eukaryota, Metazoa, Chordata, Mammalia, Rodentia, Cricetidae. Gene Ontology annotation, molecular function: calcium ion binding.